Molecule: messenger RNA, 583 nt
Organism: Papaver somniferum (opium poppy)
Lineage: Eukaryota; Viridiplantae; Streptophyta; Magnoliopsida; Ranunculales; Papaveraceae
Product: UDP-glucuronic acid decarboxylase 1-like
Exons: 3
Coding region: 37-309 (90 amino acids)
Biological process (GO): D-xylose metabolic process
Cellular component (GO): cytoplasm
Molecular function (GO): UDP-glucuronate decarboxylase activity; NAD+ binding
Source: RefSeq, a predicted model, not a curated record
UAUGUUGCUGAUUUGGUGGAUGGACUGGUAGCCCUAAUGGAAGGGGAUCAUGUCGGACCUUUCAACCUGGGCAACCCAGGAGAGUUCACUAUGUUAGAGCUUGCUGAGGUGGUGAAACAAACAAUUGAUUCUAGUGCGACAGUGGAGUUUAAACCAAACACUGCUGACGAUCCACACAUGAGGAAACCAGACAUUACCAAAGCAAAGGAACUGCUGAAUUGGGAGCCAAAAAUUUCACUGAAUGAAGGCCUGCCUCGGAUGGUCACUGAUUUUCAGAAGCGAAUAGACGAGGAAACACAAAGACUUUAAGGAUAAAAUAAAUAGUAGUAUUGGAGCAACUUCUGUUGUACAGAGAGAGUCACCUGCCAAUUGGUUUUGUUGUUUGCCUUUAUAUGUCCUGGUUAAUUUUUGCAAGGGCCGGUCGCAUAAGCGGCCAAAGAGUCGCUUUGGGGCGUCCCUCAUUUUUGAUGACCCUCAUUUUUUAUUUUUCCGGAAUUGAUGCUGUCACAUACAGUGGGAUUAGACCCUGUCUAAAUUUUUAUUGCAGCAACAUUGAGAGGAAUCAAGAAUGAAAUUCACUGAA